Juglans microcarpa x Juglans regia is the source of this 3696-nucleotide messenger RNA. RefSeq names its product kinesin-like protein KIN-7E. The record is from RefSeq and is a predicted model, not a curated record. Lineage: Eukaryota; Viridiplantae; Streptophyta; Magnoliopsida; Fagales; Juglandaceae. Gene Ontology annotation, biological process: microtubule-based movement. Gene Ontology annotation, molecular function: ATP binding; microtubule binding; microtubule motor activity.
UCUGUCCUCUUCGGCUUCCAUAGCUCCCUUUGAAACGACAAAACCGUGUUCUCUCCCCCUCUCUGACUCUCUCCAUUUUCUUUCUUCGUUUUCAGCUUCGUUUCCUUGUGAAAAGGGAAACAGAUUCUGAAUUCGAAGAAGAAACUUUGGAGGUGAAGAUAUGUUUCAUGCACAAUGAGUGAGCAGGAGGAGCUAACAAUGCAAGGCCGGGAUAUGCCGAGAUGGAGUGGACAAGAAGAGAGAAUCUUCGUAUCGGUGAGGGUGAGGCCUCUGAAUGAGAAAGAAACUGCGUCGAACGAUGUGAUAGAUUGGGAAUGCAUCAAUAACAAUGCCAUCAGAUUCAAGCACACCCUGCCGGACAGGGCCAUGUUUCCCACUGCCCAUACAUUUGAUCGAGUAUUUGGGACUGACAGCUCCACAAAGAAGGUGUAUGAAGAAGGAGCCAAAGACGUUGCCCUUUCAGCAGUCGGUGGUAUUAAUUCAAGCAUUUUCGCAUACGGGCAAACCAGCAGUGGAAAGACCUACACCAUGACUGGAAUUACAGAACAUGCAAUGGCAGAUAUAUAUGACUACAUAGAUGGGCAUAAAGAAAGAGAGUUUGUGUUGAAGUUCUCUGCCAUGGAGAUAUACAAUGAAGCCGUUAGAGAUCUUCUGAGGUCGGACGGUGCUGCACUUAGACUUUUAGAUGAUCCAGAGAAAGGUACAGUUGUUGAGAGACUUACAGAGGUGACUUAGGACUGGAAACAUCUGCAGGAGCUUCUUGCCGUAUGUGAAGCUGAAAGAAAGAUAGGAGAGACCUCUCUAAAUGAAACUAGUUCCAGAUCUCAUCAGAUUUUGCGAUUGACAAUUGAAAGCUCUGCUCGUGAAUAUAUAGGCGCCCGAAAUUCAAGAACUCUUGCAGCUCAACUGAAUUUUGUUGACCUUGCUGGUAGUGAGCGUACUUCUCAGACAUUAGCAGCUGGUACAAGAUUGAAAGAAGGGGCCCACAUAAAUCGCAGUUUACUGACUCUGGGAACUGUAAUCCGAAAAUUAAGCAAAGGAAGAACUGGGCAUAUUCCUUAUAGGGACUCCAAGCUAACACGCAUUCUGCAGAACUCCCUGGGAGGCAAUGCCAGAACAGCCAUCGUCUGCACCAUGAGCCCUGCCCGCAGUCACGUUGAGCAAUCAAGAAACACCCUCUUGUUUGCAAAUUGUGCUAAAGAGGUGACUACUAAUGCACAGGUUAACGUGUUGAUGACCGAUAAGGCAUUGGUAAAGCAACUGCAAAGAGAACUGGCUAGACUGGAGGGUGAGAUGAAAAACUUAGCAAUGGGUCCCAAGACAACUGAUGUUUCCGCUUUACUGAAGGAGAAAGAUCUCAAGAUUGAAAAGAUGGAUCAAGAGAUUCAAGAAUUGACUAGGCAAUGUGAGCUUGCUCGUGCUCGGGCUGAGACUAGAAGGCAAUUAACUAGAGAAGAUCAGGUUUCAGGAACUAAUGAAUAUCCCGUAUUAGAACCAUCAGCACUAGCCAAUCCUUGUUUCGACCAAGUAAGUCCCAGAACAUGCAGACCCAACUACAAUAAGCAUUACCAACAAUUUGCCGAGAAUCCUGAAGACAAUUUUCUGCGGGAUAUCAAGUCUUCCAGUCCUGAUCCGUAUGAGGGCUGGGAGGAGACUGCCGGAAUAGAUGAUGAAAAAUCUGAAGAUAGCUGCAAGGAAGUUCGAUGCAUUGAAGUGGAUGAAUCGCGAAUGGAUCAAAAAAUAGAAGCUCCUCUGUUCUUAUCUAGUCUUGAAGAAAGAAUUGGACACUUAUCCUUGAGAGAGGUAGUGCAUGCAGAUGCUGUAACAUCCCCACAGAAGGGACCUAUGGAGGAAAUGAAUGAAGAUGUAAUGUCACCACAGAAGAGAUCUAAGAAGGCUACGGAUGAAGAUGCAGUAUCAUAUCCAUGUAUAAGAUCUGAGAAUAUUACGAAUGAAGAUGCAGUAUCAUAUCCACAUAAACGAUCUGAGAGUUUUAUGAAUGAAGAUGCAGUAUCAUAUCCACAUAUAAGAUCUGAGAAGAUUACAAAUGAAGAUGCAGUAUCAUAUCCACAUAAACGAUCUGAGAGUUUUAAGAAUGAAGAUGCAGUAUCAUGUCCACAUAUAAGAUCUGAGAAGAUUACAAAUGAAGAUGCAGUAUCAUAUCCACAUAAAAGAUUUGAGAGUUUUAUGAAUGAAGAUGCAGCAUCAUCCCAGGAGAAUGGGUCUCGGGAUUCGGUUGAUGUCAAUAUAGAUUCCGCUUAUGAUGAUCUGAAGCAAAAAAUUCAGAGCAUGCAAAAGGCCAUCAGCUGUCUUAUUAGUUUCUGUCCGUCAGAGCAAUCUCCAAGUCACUCUGAAGCAAACACAUUCCGCUCUAGAAGCAUGAACUUCGGUAGAAGCAGAAGUUGCAGGGCAUGUCAGCUAUGGAACUUGUCUAGAAAAGAUUCUCAAAUUUCUCUAACCAGUGCUUUCACAGAAGCACAGAACAGCGACAAGUCUGAUGAUUCAGAGGAUGCUAGAAGCGUCCUAAGUUAUGCUACAGGAGCGAAUGAAGAGGCCCACCCUCAAUCCAAGAAACGAUUUGGUGAAUUGGUACGAAUUGGGACUGCACCCGCCAACUAUGAUCGCAGGAACAAUGGAAAGGAUGCUGGGUGGGCUGAAGUGCAGGGUGCUCUGCAGCCUGGUUCUAAUUGGUACGCCGAAUUUGAGAGGCAGCGAAGAGAAAUAAUUGAACUCUGGGAUGAGUGCAAUGUGCCGUUGGUCCAUAGAACCUAUUUCUUCCUUCUCUUCGAAGGUGAUCCUUCAGACGCUGUGUACAUGGAAGUAGAGCUCAGACGGCUGUCCUUUCUCAAGGCUACUUUUUCGCAUGGAACUCUUACGGUGAAUAAGAGUGAAACUCUCACACCAGCUUCAAGUGCGAAGGCUCUCCAUCAGGAGAGGAAAAUGUUGAGCAGGAAAGUGCAAAAGAAAUUCUCCAAGAAGGAACGAGAACGCCUUUACCAGAGGUGGGGUAUUGGGCUGAACUCAAAGCGGAGAAGCCUACAAUUAGCAUGCUGCUUAUGGACGGACACGAAGGACAUGGACCAUCUGAGGAAGAGUGCUGCACUUGUUGCAGGCUUGGUGGGAAAGCCAGGUCAAGCAUGCAAAGAGACAUUUGGACUUAGCUUCUUGUCCCAACAACCUGUAUCCCGGAAAUCGUUUCCAUGGAAACACGGUCUGAUCUCUUCUCUCUCGUAAGUGUUGGAUUGAGAGAGGUACGUACCCAUACCUGUUGAACCAUUUGAUACUGAAAAGCUGAUCAAAUUAAAAUAUACGAUUGCAGUUUUGCACCCAACUCCAAACACUCAAAUGUAUAUGUUUUUCCCUUAGUCCAGCUUUUAAAUGUAAAUUCAAAGGCUUGAAGCAUCCUCUAGUUACAAAUUAAACAUGAUCACGGACGGUAACGGUUGCGUUUCUUUUCAAUAUAAAUUAAUGAAAUGUACCUUUUACUUUUAUGUUUGUAAAGCUUGUGGACUAUCUAAUUUGGUACAGGGAUGGUUUGUCAUGAAUAAAAAGCAUGGCAAAUAAAUAAAUUGAGAAUUCGAGGUUUGAUUCUCUCUGUUUCUUUAUUUUUCGAAAUUCCCUCGAAUUCUGUCUACUUUCAAAAAUAUAAACUCGCAAACAAGAAUUUUUUAAAAAGAUAUGGAAAACAUGACUUUU